This is a messenger RNA of Stomoxys calcitrans (stable fly), 3765 nucleotides long. RefSeq lists its product as uncharacterized. The coding region runs from base 1 to 3765 and encodes 1254 amino acids. The record is from RefSeq and is a predicted model, not a curated record. Lineage: Eukaryota; Metazoa; Arthropoda; Insecta; Diptera; Muscidae. The transcript has 2 exons. Gene Ontology annotation, biological process: DNA integration. Gene Ontology annotation, molecular function: nucleic acid binding.
AUGGCGACGAGUUCACUCACAGUGCUACAAGCUUCAGGUGUUCCUGAAUUCAACGACAACAUCAACUGGCAAGUGUGGAAAGAACAGUUAGAAAUUCAUUUUGGUGAAAUAAAAUGCGAAGAUGACAGCGGAAAAAAGACAACAUUGUUGAAGUCCAUUGGUUCCCAAACGUACUCAGUUUUACGCAGCAUAUGUGACCCUGAUUUGCCGGUUAGUAAGACAUUUGACGAAUUGUGCAAAAUUUUAGACGACCAUUUUACUCCACCAACGAUUAUUUUUCGGGAGAGAAAAUCAUUUCACUCAGCUGCUAAAAAAGAUGAAGAAACCAUUAGUCAAUGGUACGCAAGAGUAAAGAAGUUGGCACUGCAAUGCAAAUUUGGAUCACAUCUAGAUGCAAUGGUUUUAGAUCAGUUUGUGAUUGGUCUACCAACAAAGCUGUUUGAAAAAUUAUGUGAAGAGGAUGAGACGAUUACAAUUGAACAUGCUCUUAGAAAGGCGCUCAUAAUGGAAUCGAAACUGGCUAGUGAUUCUUCAUGUGACAAUAAUAUCAAUUUUGUAAAACACAGAAGCAACAACAAGAAGAACAGACCUAACGGUAAUAACAAGUUUGGUUACAAAAAUGAUUAUGGAGAAGGGCGCAGAAUGAGCAAACACAGCGGUGGCGGCAGAGACGGAUUUGGCAACGGUGGCAGAGAGAAUGCUAGCAGCAGAGACAGCAAUAUCAGUGAUGGCAAAAAGAGAGCUGCGUGUGACACUGGCGCUCCAUGCGUUUUAAUUCCACAUUCGUUUUAUCGACAGAAUUACGGUAACAGGCCUUUAGAAAAAUGUUCAAUUCCCUAUGUUAAUUAUAGUGGAGACAAAAUUCCAAUUAUUGGUGAGUACGUGGCUGAAAUUCAAUAUAAAAGUAUAACCAAAAGAAUAAAAGUUGUGGUGACAGCAACUAAUAGCCCUCCCCUUCUGGGUCGCUCAUUUUUAAGAGCUUUUGAAUUUGAUUUGGUUCCUAAGAAUAUGAUAAAACACGAAGUGUGUGCUAUUCAAAACAAUAAUUUGAGUUUAAUGAUCGAUCAGAUUAAGAAUGAGUUUAGUCAAGUUUUUAGUGAUGGCCUUGGCACCUAUAAGGGAGAGCCAAUCUCAUUAGACUUAGCUGAAAAUGCUAAACCUAUAUUUUUUAAACCGAGACCAAUUCCUUUUGCGUGGAAGUCUAGGGUUGAAGAGAAGCUUCAUGCCAUGGUGAAAGAUGGAAUUUUGGAGCAGGUAAAUAAUUCGGCAUGGGGCACAGCCCUUGUUCCUGUUUUAAAGCCAAAUGGUGACUUCCGUAUUUGCGGGGAUUACAAAGUAACCCUUAAUAAAUUUUUGUCUGAUUUCAAAUACCCUUUGCAGCGCAUAGAUGAGAUUUUCACCGCAUUACAAGGUGGUAGUAUGUAUACGAAGUUGGAUUUGUCCAACGCAUAUAAUCAGCUCGUUUUGGAUGAGGAGUCCCAAAUGCUUUGUGCUGUUAGUACACAUAUAGGUGUAUUCAAAGUGAUGAGAUUGCCAUUCGGGGUUAAGGUAGCUUCGGCUAUAUUCCAGAAAACAAUCGAUAAUUUGUUAGGGGGCAUACCCAAUGUUGUUGUGUACCAAGAUGACAUUACUGUUACUGGAAAGGAUUUUUCGUCUCAUAUGCAUAACCUUAAGUCGGUUUUAAGAAAACUUUCAGAAUCGGGUUUGCGAGUUAAUUACUCUAAAUGUAAAUUUUUUCAACAAGAGAUUAAUUACCUAGGUUUUUGCAUAAGCAGUUCUGGUUUGAGAAGGAAUACUGAUCGCGUCAGUAGCAUUAUUAAUGCACCUGUGCCUAAUGACAUAUCUGAGCUUCGAGCUUUUAUUGGGCUAUCUAAUUAUUAUUCACGUUUUGUUCAGGACUAUUCUGAAAAGAUGGAACCGCUUUAUAGUCUACUUCGAAAAGACACUAGAUUUGUAUGGAGUGAUGACUGUCAAAGGGCCUACGAUCUUAUGAAAAGAGAAAUAACUUCGGAUUCGGUUUUGACACAUUUCAACCCUUCAUUUGAAAUAAUUUUGACAACGGAUGCGUCAUCUAAUGCAGUGUCUGGUAUUCUAUCACACAUAAUUGACAUUUCUCUUAGGCCCAUAGCAUUUGUUUCUAUGUCAUUAUCGAAGUCUGAGAAGGGCUAUAGUACAUUGGAAAAAGAGGCAUUGGGAAUAAUAUUUUCUGUUUGCAAGUUAAGGCAGUAUUUGUUAGGCAACAAGUUUACUCUUAGAACAGACCAUAGACCUCUAACCACGAUUUUCGGAGAGAAUAAGAGUUUGCCAAUGAUGGCAUCUGCUCGUAUACAGAGAUGGGCGGUUAUUCUCUCGGCUUUUAAUUACUCUAUUGAAUAUGUGAAGGGUACACAGAAUGAAGCAGAUGGUUUGUCCCGUAUACCUCAGUUUUCAGGCACUAGUGAGACGAAUGGGUGUAAUUUCAUAAAUUUAAUUGAGACCUGGAACGAAAUGGAAUUGAAUUUCAAAGACAUUGCUCGCGAGACAGGAAGAGACCCGAUUUUGUCUAUGGUAAGAGAGGCUGUACUAAAUGGAACCUUAAAUAAUUUAGAUGAGAAUGAAUAUACCCAUUAUAGGAGUAAAUUGAAUGAGCUUCAUGUUGAGUAUGAAUGUGUUUUAUGGGGACACAGAGUUGUUAUUCCCAACAAAGUUCAGUCUCAUGUACUAAAUCUUUUACAUAGAUCUCAUCUUGGCAUUGUAAAGACCAAAGGUUUGGCACGGUCCUACGUAUGGUGGCCGGGUAUAGAUAAAGAGAUAGAAAGGCUUCUAGGGUCUUGCAAAUUUUGCCAAGAGUCGUUAUCCUCACCUGAGCGUAGUUUACUUAUACCAUGGCAACCGACGGAUCAUGUCUGGAGCCGCAUACAUCUAGAUUAUGCGGGACCUAUUAAUGGAUAUUAUAUACUAAUAAUUAUUGAUUCUUAUUCAAAAUUCGUUGAAGUUUUUCCAACGAAAAGUAUAACAAGCCAUUUUACAGAAACGAAAAUAAGGGAAUUGUUUUGUCGAUAUGGUCUCGUUGAUAUUGUUGUGACAGACAAUGGUCGACAAUUUACAUGUGAGACAUUUAGAGAGUUUUUGAAAGUUAAUGGAGUUAGGCAUGUAUUGACGCCACCAGGUCAUCCCGCGACCAACGGCCAGGCCGAAAUUACGGUUAAGACGAUAAAGAAAUCUUUAAUUGCUACUCUGAAGAGCAAUCCAAGACUCGAAUUUGAGACGGUAUUAAAUAGAUGUCUAAUAGACUACCGAAAUUCGAAACAUUCGACGACAGGCGAAUCACCUGCCAAACUUUUCUUCGGUCGAUCAUUAAGAACAAGACUUAGCUUACUUAAGCCACCAACAACUAAAGAAAUAAUUCUGGCGAAUCAGCAGAAAACAGUACUCAAUGAUAAAGGUACUCGAGAUAAACAUUUCUCUAAAGGGCAAAGCGUAAUUAUUCGGGACUACAGAGAUCCCAAUAAACCUACUUGGGCCCCAGCUAAAAUAAAAUCUCAAAUAGGUCCUCGAUCUUACUCAUGUAUAUUUACUCAUAACGAUAGAGAAAUAAAACGCCACCUUGAUCAAAUCAGAGGUCUACCUUCAAAUGAAAAUACGGAAUCGCAUAAUUAUAACAGCAGCGACGAAAAUAUUAAAAACCAUGAACAUCUAACAACAGCAACAACACAAGCAACGAAUAGAGAUUUAAGACCUCGUAAAGAGGGAAAGGUGGUAAAACCAUAUAAUCAACAAAAAUAA